AUGGAUCAAGAACCAUUAGACACACACACCGGAAUUGGCAUUGUUGGUGCAGGGCUAGUUGGGUGCCUUGCCGCUCUUGCAUUUGCUAAGAAGGGGUAUGUGGUGUCGCUCUUCGAUAUGAGGGCAGACCCCCGAACUUUGGACCGCUCACAAAAGAAUCUAAGGAGUAUCAAUUUGGCAGUGAGUGAUCGCGGGAUAAGGGCAUUGAAAAGUGUCGACGAAGAAAUGGCGUCGCGGGUGUUGGAACACAUCAUCCCCAUGAAAGGGAGAAUGAUCCACGAUCGAGAUGGCGGUUGUGAGCUGCAAGUGUACGGCUUAUUCGGUGAAUGCAUUAAUUCAAUUGACCGCGCCUACUUGAACGAGUGUUUAUUACAAGAAGUCAGACAGGCUGAUGUCCGAGUGUUUUUUGACCACAAGCUCAAGCUGGUUCGAAAUCUAGAUCUGCUUCCAAUGUUAACAUUUAGCACCCUUGGAGGUGAGGAAAAAACCUUUGAAUUUGAUUACGCCAUUGGCGCUGAUGGGGCAUUUUCCCAAUUCAGAUACCAAAUGCAGAGACUGAUGAGAAUGCUGUUUUCACAGCAGUUCAUCGACAUGCAAUACCUUGAAUUGUAUAUUCCUCCCAAGCCCCAAGCGACCUGUGAAGCAGAUAAGGUCGAGAUCAGAGAUCACAUCCACCUGUCAGGAACUCCUGGUGAUCACGACGAGUUAAGCGGUCAAUUUCAAAUGGAUCCAGGUCAUUUGCACAUUUGGCCGCGACAUGAUUACAUGUUGAUCGCAUUGCCUAACAAGGACGGCUCUUUUACGUCCACUUUUUUUUCUCCUUGGAAAGUGAUUGAAAGCUUCAAAACGGAUGACGAGUUUGUUGCAUUCUUUUGGGCCAACUUCCCUGAUGCCACCAAAUUAAUGGGUGAAGAACAUUUGCGCUCAGCCUACCAUGAAAAUCCUCGUGGUCUGCUUAUGCAGGUAGACUGUUUUCCUUAUAACAAUCAUAGGGCCAUCAUCAUCGGCGAUGCCGCUCAUGCGAUGGUGCCAUUUUAUGGUCAAGGGAUGAACUGUGGGUUCGAAGAUGUUCGAGUGUUGAUGGAGACUAUCCAACAAUGCCUGGGUGAUAUUCAAGACGCAUUUGCCAAAUUUUCAGAGAGCAGAAGAGACGACCUUGUUGCCAUCUGUCAAUUGGCCAUGGAUAACUACACAGAGAUGCUGUCAAAGGUAGUCUCUCCACUUUAUCUUAUGCGCAAAAAGUUCGAUUACUUCCUUGGAAAAUACGGCCAUUACGUGGGGGUGUCUUGGUUGCCGCUUUACACCAUGGUGUCAUUCAGACAUGACAUCCCUUAUUCUCAAGCAAUUUCAACUGAGCGCCGCCAACAACGUAUAUUGAGAGGUGUUCAAACUGCUUGCUUUGCAGGAUUUUUUGGAUACGGCGUUCUUAGAGCUCUCGAGUACUGGAAUCGGCGAUAA
Diutina rugosa is the source of this 1458-nucleotide messenger RNA. It is a transcript of the gene BNA4, whose product is annotated as kynurenine 3-monooxygenase. The transcript has a single exon. NCBI's taxonomy places the organism in Eukaryota, Fungi, Ascomycota, Pichiomycetes, Serinales, Debaryomycetaceae. The record is from RefSeq and is a predicted model, not a curated record. Gene Ontology annotation, cellular component: mitochondrial outer membrane. Gene Ontology annotation, biological process: L-tryptophan catabolic process; quinolinate biosynthetic process; NAD+ metabolic process. Gene Ontology annotation, molecular function: NAD(P)H oxidase H2O2-forming activity; FAD binding; kynurenine 3-monooxygenase activity. Bases 1 to 1458 code for a protein of 485 amino acids.